This is a messenger RNA of Peronospora matthiolae, 288 nucleotides long. Lineage: Eukaryota; Oomycota; Peronosporomycetes; Peronosporales; Peronosporaceae. The record is from the annotation of a GenBank genome assembly.
AUGACGUGUGUACCUUUAGCAAAGUGCUUCAAAGACCUGCACAAGUGGGGCCAGUCGCUGGUCCAUGACCUGGCGGUUACUCCCAUAAAGAAUCUGUCGGGAGAACUAGUUAAGUCUGUAAAGAUUGAGAUAAAGCAGCAGACCGAGUUUGAAGAGGCAAAGAUGGAGUGCUGCCAAGGAGAAAGAAAAAAAGCUCCGGAUGCUGUCAAUCAAAAUCCUCGCGUUGAGAACGUCAAUGCGUCGCUGGAUAUCCACAUGGACCGAACUUCGAACGAAAAUUGUCGCUGA